GCGCACCGUGCCGCGGGUCAUAAUGGAUAAGGUUGUUGUGAUUGACGGUCGCGGGCACCUGCUCGGCCGCCUCGCCUCCAUCGUUGCGAAACAGCUCCUUCAAGGGCAGCACGUGGUUGUCGUACGCGCCGAGGGCAUCGUAAUAUCCGGUGGCAUCGUUCGCGCUCGCCAGAGAUAUGAUUAUUUCAAGCGCCUUCGCAUGAACACGAAGCCCUCGCACGGCCCCUUUCACUACGCCGCCCCUGCGCGAAUGUUGUGGCGCACUGUACGUGGAAUGCUUCCCUACAAGACAACGCGCGGCGCGUGCGCGUUUGAGCGCUUCAAGGCUUAUGAGGGCAUUCCGCCCCCUUACGACAAGGUGAAACGUGCAGUCGUUCCCGAAGCCCUCAAGGUGCUCCGCCUAGCCGCAGGGCACAAGUACUGUGUGCUUGGUGACCUCUCUCACCAGGUGGGCUGGAAGCACAAGACAACCGUGGAGGCCCUCGAGGAGAAGCGCGCUGCCGCAGCGUCGGAGUACUGGACCAAGAAGAAAGAAGCGAACAGCAAGUUCGCUGCCGCGAAAGAGGCAGCGAAUUCGCAGCUUGGUGAUCUUGCGCCCCUCAUCACGGCCACUGGCUAUUGAUUGUCAGGAACUGCACUUUUCCUCGCCGAGUAGUUUUUGGUAGCGGCGUGGACUAGGGAAUGAAUUCGACGACAGAACAAACGUGGUCGACG
This is a messenger RNA of Micromonas commoda, 714 nucleotides long. RefSeq lists its product with no specific name. Gene Ontology annotation, cellular component: ribosome; cytosolic large ribosomal subunit. Gene Ontology annotation, biological process: translation; negative regulation of translation. The coding region runs from base 23 to 622 and encodes 199 amino acids. The transcript has 3 exons. NCBI's taxonomy places the organism in Eukaryota, Viridiplantae, Chlorophyta, Mamiellophyceae, Mamiellales, Mamiellaceae. The record is from RefSeq and is a predicted model, not a curated record. Gene Ontology annotation, molecular function: mRNA binding; structural constituent of ribosome.